AUGGCACCAACAGCAAUCGACACAGAGGUUCCCAUCCACAUCAGCGCUAAAUCGUCGCACCCGCAACCGUUGAAGGUGUCUGCGGCCCUGGACCAGUACGAGUCAUUCGAUGUCACCCCCAACAUCGGUCGCGAGUUCCCCAAGGCAAACCUAGUCGACUGGCUGAACGCGCCCAACGCCGAUGAGCUGAUCAGAGAUCUCGCCAUCACCAUUUCCCAACGCGGUGUUGUCUUUUUCCGGGCCCAGGACAACCUUACCAAUGAACUGCAGAAGAAGCUGAUCCUUCGGCUCGGCGAGCUGACCGGCCGGCCCUCCGACUCGGGACUCCACAUUCACCCGGUCCUCAACUCCGAACGGGAAUUGGGUGGGUCCGAUCCGGAGAUCAGCACCAUCAGCUCCAUUCAAAACAAGAAGUACUACCGGAAGCCCUUGGAGGGCGAGAACAUCAGCCCCAAGAAGCAAACCACUGCGCAGUGGCACAGCGACAUCUCCUUUGAGCCCGUGCCGGCCGACUACUCGUCGCUGCGCCUGGUUGAACUGCCCAAGACUGGCGGUGACACGCUCUGGGCAUCCGGAUACGAGAUUUACGACCGCCUCAGCACUCCUUACCAGAAGUUCCUGGAGAGCCUCACCGUCACCUUUGAGCAGCCCGGCUUCGCCGCCGCCGCUGAGCGCGGCGGUUUUACGUUGUACGACAAGCCCCGCGGCAACCCCAAGAACAUCGGCAGUAUUCUCAAGGCCGUCCACCCCGUGGUGCGGACCAACCCCGUCACGGGCUGGAAGAGCGUCUUCCCCGUCGGCGGCCACGUGAAGCACAUCAACGACGUCACCCCGGAGGAGAGCAAGCAUCUGCUCGACUGGUUCCUCGACCUGCUGCAGAAGAACCACGAGGUGCAGGUCCGCUUCAGAUGGCAGAACGCCAACGACAUUGCUAUCUGGGACAACCGCAGCACGUUCCACACGGCGACGUUUGACUAUGAUGGCCAGGGCGAGAGGUUUGGGAACCGGGCGGUCGGUAUUGGCGAGACGCCUUACCAGGACCCCAACAGCACGGGACGUCGAGAGGCUUUAGGUCUUCCCCAGGUCACCAGCGAAUAUGUUUGA
This is a messenger RNA of Colletotrichum destructivum, 1104 nucleotides long. Its product is annotated as Putative TauD/TfdA-like domain, taurine dioxygenase TauD-like superfamily. The record is from RefSeq and is a predicted model, not a curated record. Lineage: Eukaryota; Fungi; Ascomycota; Sordariomycetes; Glomerellales; Glomerellaceae. The transcript is spliced from 4 exons. The coding region runs from base 1 to 1104 and encodes 367 amino acids. Gene Ontology annotation, molecular function: 2-oxoglutarate-dependent dioxygenase activity. Gene Ontology annotation, cellular component: cytoplasm.